UUCCAAUAUAAGUGGAGAUCCGCAUUGUCUUUUUGGGGGGUACGCGAGGUAUCAGUCGAGCAGGGAAGUCAACCGUCCCUAUGCUGGAGACUGGAAGAAGAGACAGGCUCGUUCAUGCAUCGAUUGCCUGCAUGUGAAUUCAGCCCCGAACGAAAAUUCUUUUUUCUUUUAAAGAGACGGUGGGCUGAAUUGGAAUCGCGAGAUUUUUCGUCUUAUCAUGUCCGAGACACCGGCCGCACCCUCCGUGUCUCCGUCUGUGGUUGUGACUGUUCGUAACUUCGUUAAGCAGUUUUGUUUCCUCCACUGGGAUCGUUUUCAUGUAUCUUUUAUCAAAGAGUAAAAUACGCUUCUCGAGUGUUUUCUUUGACGUGGAGGUGACUCUUGGUGGGUCCGCGCAUACUUCUCACAACCACCACCGAGGCCUGGCCAAGAUCGCAAGCGCCGGAACCGGAAACCUCUGUCGCGAUACAAUUUAAACGUAUGUGUAUGUAUCUGUAUAUAUAUAUAUAUAAUAUGCAUAUGUCAUGAUCCGUCUACAUGUGCGUAUGUGUAUGCGUGAAACGUAGCUGCGAGGAUAUCGUUCAAGACACUGUCACUCCUGGUGGUUACCGAAUUACGCUGCGGUGGAGCAUCGACGAAAUCCGACCCGAGUCUGCGCUAUGCGAGAGGCACCUGACACGCAUGCAGAAACGUCACCCUCGUCUUCUGCAGCCUCGUGUCCGUGUGGCUCGUCGGCCGAGGCGAGGGUAUCUCCGCAACUCAGGGAGGCGGGGAAAGUGUCAAAACUCCCUCCAAAUCGCGAGCAAAUUGGCCGUGCCAGCUGGAGGGUUUUGCACUCUAUGGCUGCACGCUAUCCUGAAGUGCCGACUUCUCGACACACUCUGGAGGCUGCCGCAUGGAUUUUUGCCUUCUCUGCGUUGUAUCCGUGCCAGAUCUGCCGUCUAGAGUUCUUUCCUAUCCUUGCUAACCUGCCUCCAAGGCUAGAUUCUCGGGAGUCGUUCGUUCUUUGGGCCUGUGCGGUGCAUAACAAAGUAAACGAGGAUAUUUCCGCUCCACUUUACGCCUGCAACCUGGAAGCACUGAAGGCGUUGGGGAGAUGAGGGUUUUCCAACCGUUCCUCUCGGUUGUCUAGAGGGGAGCUUUUUUCUCUCUGGUGGUCACAACAAACUGUCAUUUGUUUUGCCGCUCAUCCUUACUGCUUAACAUGCCGCUUCUCUUCCGUUUUUGUACAGACUGCGUGCAGUUUCCGUUGUAGUGCUUCUCUAAUCAAUCCGAG
This is a messenger RNA of Toxoplasma gondii ME49, 1276 nucleotides long. RefSeq names its product Erv1 / Alr family protein. Gene Ontology annotation, cellular component: mitochondrion. The record is from RefSeq and is a predicted model, not a curated record. Gene Ontology annotation, molecular function: flavin-dependent sulfhydryl oxidase activity; flavin adenine dinucleotide binding. The transcript is spliced from 2 exons. The coding region runs from base 660 to 1100 and encodes 146 amino acids. NCBI's taxonomy places the organism in Eukaryota, Apicomplexa, Conoidasida, Eucoccidiorida, Sarcocystidae.